This is a messenger RNA of Chenopodium quinoa (quinoa), 779 nucleotides long. RefSeq names its product vacuolar iron transporter homolog 1-like. The record is from RefSeq and is a predicted model, not a curated record. The transcript has 2 exons. Gene Ontology annotation, cellular component: membrane. NCBI's taxonomy places the organism in Eukaryota, Viridiplantae, Streptophyta, Magnoliopsida, Caryophyllales, Amaranthaceae. The coding region runs from base 1 to 651 and encodes 216 amino acids. Gene Ontology annotation, molecular function: iron ion transmembrane transporter activity; manganese ion transmembrane transporter activity. Gene Ontology annotation, biological process: intracellular manganese ion homeostasis.
AUGGCUACUAAACAAAAAGCUCUUCCUCUCACCCUAGAUGAAGAGAACCAACAUGAACAAGUUAUUGUUGAUGAUGAAAACAAUGGUUUCGACUACUCGAAACGUUCUCAAUGGCUAAGAGCCGCGGUCCUAGGGGCCAACGACGGGCUUGUUUCGACAGCCUCGCUCAUGAUGGGAGUAGGUGCAGUUAAGCAAGAUGUCAAGGCUAUGAUACUUACCGGGUUUGCUGGCCUAGUUGGUGGGGCUUGUAGCAUGGCUAUCGGAGAGUUUGUGUCCGUGUACUCCCAACUCGAUAUCGAGGUGGCUCAGAUGAAACGAGAGAAUAUGAGAAAAGGAGGAGGAAUUGAGCAAGAAGAAGGUGAAAAGGAGGAGUUGCCUAAUCCAUUGCAGGCAGCAUGUGCCUCGGCUUUUGCCUAUGCAGUGGGCGCUAUGGUCCCGCUGCUGGCGGCAUCGUUUAUUAAGGAUUAUAAGGUAAGGCUUGGGGUGGUGGCGGCGGUGGUUACGUUGGCUUUGGUGGUGUUUGGGUGGUUAGGGGCAGUUUUGGGGAGAGCUUCGGGUUUAAAGGCUUCUUUGAGGGUUUUAUUGGGUGGUUGGCUUGCUAUGGUUGUUACUUUUGGUUUAACUAAGUUGGUUGGGUCAAAUAGGUUUUAAAAUUUUAUGCAUGUACUUGUUUAUUGUUCCUUAAUACUGUCUUCCUUUUUUUUAUUGACAUGUUUUGACUGUUGCACUAUUUACACACUUUACUUUGACCAUAUUAUGUGAUUUAUACGUUGAAUGAA